Messenger RNA from Colletotrichum phormii, 339 nucleotides. RefSeq lists its product as uncharacterized. The transcript has a single exon. NCBI's taxonomy places the organism in Eukaryota, Fungi, Ascomycota, Sordariomycetes, Glomerellales, Glomerellaceae. The annotation marks the transcript as partial. The record is from RefSeq and is a predicted model, not a curated record.
GUCAUAAACGUCUUGCGGAAGCCGUCGGAUGUUGCCUGGUGGGGUUCAGGCGACUCCGUUGUUGUUUCCUCCCUGCUUAUCUGCGGAUAUUUCCCAGGCGUUUCUCUCGCGCGUAUGGUGUCAGUGGUCGUCAUGGCGGCGGCCAGGGCGGACGAUUCUCGCAGAUCCUGGGGUCUUCAUGUCUGUUCGAGGCGGUGACGGUUUCUUGCUCUCGAGGCGUACAGUUUGUUGGUCACUGUGUCGAAACUGGGAGCAUAGGUGAGUUGGAGGAUACGGAAUGAGCCGUGUGCAUAUCUUGGAAGUAUCAGCCGAUAGUUGCGGUCUGCGGCAUCGUUCUAC